Molecule: messenger RNA, 490 nt
Organism: Calliphora vicina (urban bluebottle blowfly)
Lineage: Eukaryota; Metazoa; Arthropoda; Insecta; Diptera; Calliphoridae
Gene: mRpL42
Product: mitochondrial ribosomal protein L42
Exons: 1
Coding region: 46-423 (125 amino acids)
Cellular component (GO): mitochondrial large ribosomal subunit
Source: RefSeq, a predicted model, not a curated record
UGAUUGGCAAGGGGACAACGAAAGAAUUACAAAACAACUGGAAAUAUGUUGGCCGCACGUUUCUUACGCAGAUUUUCUACAAAUUCCAUAAAAUUGGCUGUAGACAAAAAUGCCAUUGGAGGCCGUAAUCUAGUGGAAGCUGUGGCUAUAUCAUCUAACGGUAAGACAAUUGUUGCCUGGCAUCCGGAGCCCGAUUUUCCCUAUGAAUGUACAAAACCGCUGCCAGUUGCAUCUGAGAAGCAGUCUGCCUCUCUUAUAAAGGAUGAGGCACUAGGUAGUGCUAUGAGCGCUUUUAAAGAAAAAAGACCGGAGGUAGCUCGCGAGGAGCUAAUGCGUCUAACACAUACAACCAAACACAGAUGGUUUCCUCGUUCCCGCGAUAAGAGAGCAAAAUCCACUCCAAUGGAUAGACCAUAUUUGUAAUGUAAGAAAUUGUGUAAUAUGUUAAGUUUUAAUGGAUUAAUAAAAAUAUGUUGAUGUAUCCAAAGUA